UUCAAGUUGCUGAUGGAGAGGGUGUUUGGAGAUACAAUUUAAGACUCAAGGCUAACCAUAACAAUAAUUCUGCAAAUUUGGUUUUCUGGGAUGCUGUGAGCAAUCGUUUGAUUGGAAAAUCUGCUGGAGAUUUCCCCAGUCACUAUUAUGACAUGGAGAGGCUAUCACCUUCAGGCUGCCCAGAUGAAAUAAAAGAUUUGGUAGGUCGUGAGUUUGUCUUUAAAGUUGACCGUCAAUCUGGCUCCCCUUUAAACGGAAAGAGUUAUUCAAUUGGUAUGGUCUCAACCGAUCAAGAUAAAAUUGAGGAGCUUAAGUCUGUUGGAGCCAAUCAGUCUGGGAGACAGGACUAUAACUCUGAUGAGGAUCUUGAUUUACUUUUUUCUUCUCCAGUCACAGUUGAAUCUAAUAUAAGUUUGAAGAUGAAGAAAUGUUUGAUGACUCAAUUGAUGUUGACUUGGGUGAAUUUGAAAAUAAUGAUGACAAUGCUGAAUACUUGUGUUUUCAAACACAAGCAUAUGUGGAUCUUGGAGAUGCUACUCAUGAGUGCGAGUAUUGUGGAGCCUUAUUCUGGUAUGCUGAAAGGGUAAAGAGACAUUCUGUCAAGCAACGCCCAAAGUUUUCAAUGUGUUGCAAUCAAGGAAAUGUUGUUCUCCCUAACAUGCAGCAGCCCCCUAAAAUUUUAAAUGACCUCAUUUUUCGCUCUGAGCAUCGAAGUAAGCACUUUCUGGAUAACAUUCGUUCUUACAAUUCUAUGUUUUCGUUCACUUCGAUGGGUGGGAGAACGGAUAGAGAUAUAAAUAGGGGUGGAACACCUCCAAUAUUCAGAUUGAAUGGUCAAAAUUACCACAAGAUCGGUAGUCUUAUACCAAAUGAAGGACAACGUCCCAAAUUCUUACAGAUGUAUUUGACUGAUCCAGAAGAAGAGGUUGCAUCUAGAAUCUCAUCUGUGAGG
Molecule: messenger RNA, 952 nt
Organism: Cuscuta europaea
Lineage: Eukaryota; Viridiplantae; Streptophyta; Magnoliopsida; Solanales; Convolvulaceae
Source: the annotation of a GenBank genome assembly